GCAUGCCAAGGAGAAAUAAAUAAUAUUCGUCACAUGAAUUCUUCUCUCAAUUUCGUAAUUAUCCCACCUCAUCUUUCACCAUAUGAUGUUCUAUAAAUACCACUCCAAUUACCUCAUUUGUCACACAGUACACAAACAAUACAACCCCCCAACACCUCUCUAUUUUUCCUCUUGCAACUGUAGCCAACAAUCGUACACUACAUGGCUACUCCCUCUCACUGCUUGAUUUUUCUCUUCCUGUGCCUGCCAGCAGUCCUUGUUAAGGCUAACAUAUUUGGAGACAUCUAUCCAUGUCCAUGCAAGUGUUCCCAGGAGAAUGAGACUAGCCUUCACAUGUACUUGCACCAGUUCCCUGCUUUGCCAGGUGUUCCAAACCGGAACGAAUAUGGGGUGAUAAACUCAACAGAACCUAUAGGAUUUGGCCAGAUGUAUGUUCAUGAUUGGCUUCUCACAACGGGAACCAGUGCAAACGAAAAUGUUGUUGGACGUCUACAAGGCUUUCAUCUCCAAGCUGGUCAAACCACCACCAGCUGGUACAUGGCUCACACCAUGGUGUUCAGCGAUGGCAGUUUUGCAGGGUCCACAAUUGAGGUGUCUGGGCUCUUGGGUGUCAAACCCAAUGGUCAGUGGUCCAUUACGGGUGGGACUGGAACAUUUGCUAGUGCGCAUGGAACUAUCAAGUUUACGAAUUCCCAGAGUAGCACUGCCACUGAUGACAUAAGAGAGCUUGAUAUUCAUGUAUUCCACACUCCCAAGGCAGUGGUCUAAGGUUGAGCAAUUGUCAGAUCGAAUGAUGCCAUCAGCCGAUCAGAACGGUGAAUUCAAUAAAGUAGCGGUUAAGUUAAUAUUUGAAUAAAUAAUGUGUUUGUAUCCAAGCUUGUAUUGUGUUUUUUCUAUUUUCGGUUGUCACAAGUGUGUCUAGCAGCUUGCAGCGUUCCUGGUGUUCUUUUCACCGUAAUCUUCUUUUACCGUCACCAUUUGUGCUCCUCAUGU
Messenger RNA from Oryza sativa Japonica Group (Japanese rice), 993 nucleotides. The record is from RefSeq and is a predicted model, not a curated record. Lineage: Eukaryota; Viridiplantae; Streptophyta; Magnoliopsida; Poales; Poaceae.